Linum trigynum is the source of this 865-nucleotide messenger RNA. Lineage: Eukaryota; Viridiplantae; Streptophyta; Magnoliopsida; Malpighiales; Linaceae. The record is from the annotation of a GenBank genome assembly.
CUACGAAUCUCAUCCCCCGCCAUUCCUUCUUUCUUCCGCCGUCGAGGUCGCCAAUCCUCCUCCCCUUCCUGUUCGCCGGCGUACAUCUUUAGCUCGUCGGUGGCCUGCAAAACAGAGCAUCUGGACGCAGGGGAACAACCACAACAACAACGAUUCACCACACACGCAUACAGAAUCAUCGUCGUCGUCCUGUCCGGAGCAUGAGCCAUCGAUUUUGUUGACCUCCAAACGGCCGCCUGAAAACUCUAUCCUCACCACCGCCCCUAAAAAACCAACAUUAAUUAAUUCUAUACCAAAUGGCACCUCCAAACGGAGCCGCCGCCGACCUCACACAACCCUUGGUCGACUCUCACCUCCACCCGGACCCGCUCCCUUCCCCCAAAUCUCCCCCGCCGCCGCCUGCAGAGCCGCCCCACUGCGGCAGCAACGAGCUCGAAAACGUCCUGUCCGAUUCCAACCUCCCCUUCGUCCGUCAAUUUUCGAUCUAUGGAUCCGAAUUCAGCCUGCGACAACAAUCCCUUAUUAAGGCCGAUCUCGGUCAGAGAUUGAGAGAGCUGCCAUGGAGAGAACCGAUCCUCUUCUAAUUGCAGAUCUACUGGUAAUAUCUCAACCUCGAAAAGCUUACAUCUCCGACGAAAUCAUUAAAUUUACUGUUCUCAAAGCCCUCACUGUCAUCCGAGCUACCAUCCCUUAGCUACUAUUUUACCAUUUACUCCAUCAAUCGGGUCGCCGUUGCAAGAUCCAACUAAUGGAGUUCCCCAUCUUGAGAUUCUUGUAUUUUCCUAGCUUGGAUGAAUGAUCCCAAUACUUCUAUUGGUGGAAUGCAUGAUGCUAUGGACGAAGAGUUGUAAUUCUCAAAGCUGAG